Molecule: messenger RNA, 3139 nt
Organism: Sardina pilchardus (European sardine)
Lineage: Eukaryota; Metazoa; Chordata; Actinopteri; Clupeiformes; Clupeidae
Gene: susd1
Product: sushi domain containing 1
Exons: 20
Coding region: 296-3025 (909 amino acids)
Molecular function (GO): calcium ion binding
Source: RefSeq, a predicted model, not a curated record
CAGCGAAAUGUGGUGGCAAGAGUUACACAGUUGUACACUGGUGCAUACGCAUAGCCUUAGGUCUGACCCCCUGCUGUAAUCGCGAUGACCCAAUUGAGGCACUUUAACCUUGAACGUUUGCGAAAUUCUUGUACAGAAACUUUCCUUGCGCUACUCAAUGUAUAGCAGAUUGCUUGAAAAAGAAAUGGAUCAAAAUAAAGUUGACCUUGAAGAGUUCUGACAAAGGUCACUGUCUAAUGUCGGGAGUGCAAGUAACAUGGAUGUAUGAUUGACAGAAUCCUAAGAUUAAAGAAGCAUGGCAUUGAUGGGGACAGUGAUCAUGGCGUUUCUUCUGCAUAGCACACCAAGUAUUCUUAAAGACACAGAAGUGGCAGGUAAUGUUUUUGAUGUGUGUGCGACAUGCCAUCCCAACGCCACCUGUGAACUGAAGACAGAUGGAAGUGGGGGAUAUGCCUGUAACUGCAUGUAUGGCUUUGUCGGCAAUGGAAGAACUCAUUGUGAAGACAAGGACGAAUGCCAGAUUGGUGCAAACUUCAUCUGUGGGGAUCACACAGCCUGUCACAACACCCAUGGAAGCUACUAUUGCACCUGUCUGUCAGGAUACACUCCCACCAACAAGAUGCCCGUUUUCAUUCCCAACGAUGGCACAUAUUGUCAAGAUAUUGACGAAUGUCAGGUUCAAGGUGUCUGUGGUGAGGGUGGUCUGUGUAGAAACACUGACGGAAAUUUCGAGUGUGAAUGUCAGAUCGGGUACCGUGUGAAGGAUGGAACUGUUCCGUUUCACCCUAACCGAGAAAAGGCCUUUUGUGAAGCUGUUGACUGUGGACCUCCACCUUCAGUCCCGCAUGCUGUCCGGCUCUCAGUGCCGCACACUCGUUAUAGGAGCGUCGUCACCUAUGGCUGUCAGACGGGCUUCCUAUGGCAAAGAGGGGACAACUCAUCCCUUUGCACGUCACAAGGGAGAUGGAAAGGCCCGAGUCUUAUUUGUGAAGAGGUCGACUGUGGUGAGCCCCCUGCUUUACCGCACUCUAGUUUUAUCUGGAAACAGCAGGCUAGAAACACCAGGAUGGGAGCUGAGGGGCAUUAUGAGUGUGAGGUGGGCUUUCGUCAUGUUGGACCUGCAUGCAUAACGGUUUGCACAGCUGGUGGGUUCUGGAGCCACCCCAGCCCACCCCAGUGUGAAGAAAUAGUGUGUGACAAGCCUCCUGCUGUACCUAAUUCACAUAUCUUGUGGAACAGAAACACCAGUGUUGGUACUAGCGUGUUUUAUGAAUGUGCGGAGGGAUAUCACAAAACGGGUACUGGCAACAUGUCAGUCUGUACUGAAAACGGAUUAUGGAGUAAAGUAACAUUCACGUGUGAAGUAAUGACCUGUGGAGAUCCACCUGUGCUGCCACACACUGGACAGGUGUGGAAUGGCACCACAACUGUUGGCAGCAGUGUUCUAUAUUACUGUAAUGGAGCGUUUUAUUAUGUGACAGGAACUAAUGUUUCUGAAUGCAAUGCUGACGGUAACUGGACAAAAGCAACUGUAACUUGUAAAGAGAUUGACUGUGGUGUUCCUCCUGUCUGGCCACACUCACACAUGUUGUGGACUAAAGCCAGCCAGAUGGGAGCUAAAGUGUUUUAUGAGUGUGAUGUAGGAUAUUAUAAUGCAGGACCUGGAAAUGUCUCAGCUUGUACGGUUGAUGGUGUAUGGAGCCCACCAUACAUAGUCUGUCAAGCAGAAAUCAGUUGCGGCCCACCCCCAGGCAUAGCUCACGCUGACAUGCAAUGGGACAACACAAGCGGAUUGGGGAGUGUAGUUCAGUAUACAUGUAAACAUGGCUUUUACCAGGAAGGGUCGCAAAGCUUUUCGACUUGUACCUCUAGUGGAGAGUGGGAAAAUGCCGCCAUUCAAUGCAAAGAGAUUAAUUGUGGUGUCCCUCCUAAAUGGCCACACACUCAUGUGCCGUGGACUAAAGACACUCGUAUGGGAGCUAAAGUAUUUUAUGAGUGUGAUGUAGGAUAUUAUAAUGCAGGACCUGGAAAUAUCUCCGUUUGUACGGUUGAUGCUGUAUGGAGCCCACCUAAUGUAGUUUGCAAAGCGCGGUGUGGGCAUGUGCCUGAGCUGGCCCAUGCAGAGCUGGUGUGGGAUAAUGAGAGCAUGGCCAUUCACCGCUGUGCCGAUGGAUACUACGCCCACGGCGGACUCAACGUAUCUACGUGUGGGGCCGACGGGAGCUGGCAGGCUGCAACCCUGCAGUGCAGAGAAAUCAGGUAUGGAAUCCGUCAGUUGAAAGUUUUUAAUGAAAGAUGUCUGCGCUGGCUCUCUGAUGGCAAAAAGGAGGAUUACAGGGUUAUAUUUGUCGGCCAUAGAGACUAUCAAAAGUCAUUUGUUGAUAAAAGGAGGACUGCCUUCAGCUCUCCAGAUCUUAGGCCUGAUGUCUGCUUGAAACUGCUGCCAGCUACAAACUACACCAUCAACAUCAUGGCUGUACUAGCCAAUUCCUCCACUGUUAUCACAGCCAACACCACAAUCCCAGCUGCCCCAGUACCAGAGGUCAUGUUUAGGGAUGUUGAGGGACCACUGCCAACUCUUUGGGUGUAUCGGUCCCACCACACUCUGGAUCCAAUCUGUCUGUACGAGGUGUUUGUGCUACCAGUAGAGGGCACUCUGGUGUUUGACUGCAACUCCCCCAAAAGUCCACAUUUCCUCAAAGACCGCAGUUGCCAUGGUGAAUAUGUGGCAGCCCAGAUCCGAGUCAGAGAUGUUGUAAAUGUGCUGAACUUCACUGUGGGGGAUGAACAACACUAUGGAGAGUUUUACAAUGCUCCGCUAGAGAAUGGUAGAGAUUACUACAUCAUAUUGAGGACUACAUGUCGGUGGGGACAGAGCAGUAAACACUCAUGUGUCUUAUGGGCAAAGGCAAGGGGGACAUCCUACAGGAUGAGGAUGUCAGCUCUUGUGGCUGGCGGAACCAUUGCAUUCUUUGGCUUUGCUGUUCUUAUAGGAUAUUUCUUUACUGGAUAUUUAAAAAAAUGAUUGCCAGUCCCAUGAAUGAAGACUGUACCUCAUGUUUUUAGAUGUUCCGGUUGAAAUGUUUUUUUAUUAUUUUUUUAAUGCAUUUUUAAAUAAAUAAAGAAACAAACAAAUGUU